Cavenderia fasciculata is the source of this 1287-nucleotide messenger RNA. Its product is annotated as putative cation efflux pump. Gene Ontology annotation, biological process: monoatomic cation transport; transmembrane transport. The transcript has a single exon. The record is from RefSeq and is a predicted model, not a curated record. Gene Ontology annotation, cellular component: membrane. Gene Ontology annotation, molecular function: monoatomic cation transmembrane transporter activity. Bases 1 to 1287 code for a protein of 428 amino acids. NCBI's taxonomy places the organism in Eukaryota, Evosea, Eumycetozoa, Acytosteliales, Cavenderiaceae.
AUGUCAUUUCAAUAUAAAAAGUUUCAAGAUGAAGAUGAAACUUCAACUUCAACAACCAUCAAUAGUCAUUCAAUUCUAAAUUCUUCAGACAAUGCUAUUGUCAAUGAAGAAGAGGGAGAGAGUGAUAACUUGCUUUUAGGCAACAAGAUGGGACACUCACACAACAUAGAUAUCAACGACGACAACGACAGUAGCAAUGGACCAAUGUCAAGUGAACUCAUCUACCGUCGACACACCAAACAAACCGAAGAUUUGAGAAAUAUCUUUGCAUCGACCAAGAAGAACGACGACGAAAUCAAAACCAUCAAAAACAAGCGUCAACGUAAAUUCUACGAGAGUCAAAACGAGUUGAUUGACCAGUUCCUCACACCACUCAAGGAAACGACCGGUGAUGAAGAGGAAGAGGAAGACCCACGUGUCAAGAUUGCUGUCGUUGGCAGUUUGUUGGUCAACAUUGUACUCUUUGCCAUGCAAAUCACCGCAGCCAUCAUCACUGGCUCGAUGGCACUCUUUGCCACAUCGAUCGACGCAUUUAUGGAUCUCUUGUCUGGCUUUAUUCUCUUUAUGACGGAACGUGCCAGAAAGAAAAGAAACUAUUUCGAAUAUCCAACGGGCAAGUCUCGUAUGGAACCAAUUGGUAUCAUUAUUUUUGCAUCGCUCAUGUCGACCGUCUCGGUCAACCUCAUUUGGGGAGGUGUCACCAAAUUGGCUAGACACGAUCCAAACGAAGAAGUUUCACUCUCUAUCAUGUCGAUUGUUUUUGUCGUCGUUGCCAUUGCCUGCAAGGUAUUGAUGUAUCUCUAUUGUCGUGUCUUGACAAAGAGUUCGUCUGCCCAAACACUUGCACUUGACCAUCGUAACGAUAUCACUGUCAAUAGUUUUGGUAUCACUAUGGCCAUGCUAGGUACCAAGUUUUGGUAUCUCGAUCCAUGUGGUGCCCUCAUCGUAGCCUUUAUCAUUCUCCGUUCCUGGACCUCACAAGCCUACGAGCAAAUCCAAUUGCUCGUCGGCAAGUCUGCCCCACCCGAGUUCCUCCAACGUCUUACCUAUAUCGCCAUGUCACAUUCACCAGAGGUCCUCAAAGUCGACACUUGUCGUGCCUUCCACGUUGGUAACAACUUUUUCGUCGAAGUUGAUAUUGUCCUCCCACCAGACAUGCCACUCCAAAAGAGUCACGAUAUCGGUGAAUCACUUCAAAUCAAAUUGGAAUCUUUAGAUGAAGUUGAACGUGCUUUUGUUCAUGUCGACUAUGAAUAUGAACAUCGUCCAGAACAUAAAAGAAUCUAA